Molecule: messenger RNA, 3089 nt
Organism: Bursaphelenchus okinawaensis
Lineage: Eukaryota; Metazoa; Nematoda; Chromadorea; Rhabditida; Aphelenchoididae
Source: the annotation of a GenBank genome assembly
AUGUUUUACUCACUUAACAUCUUGAAGAAGAAAAACUCACAGUUUUAUUUAAUUUGGUAUGUUUUUAAUGUUGUAUAUGAUAUUGAUUUAGGAAAAUUGCACACAAUGCGAAGGUUACGGACCGAGAAGUCGCCACCAUGGACGUUGAACAAUAUUGGCAAGUUUUAAAUUUAUUUUAGGUAACAACAUUAUGGAUAACAUUCUUUCAUUGAUCUUGUUGGAUGGCGUGGUUAAUGUCCGUAUUUAUUAGCAAUUUUGAGUAACACUUAUAGCUAAUAAUAUGAUUUUAGUCAAGAGCUGUGUAACUACGUCCCAUCAGGAAAUGUUCGAGAUGUUGCCAAUGAAGUUAGCAACAAGAUGUCUCUAUAUCUUCUUUCUAUGUUGUUUUAUGGUAUUGUAGCGACACACAAUCAGAAGGCUGGUAUUUUGUUGAAGAAGCUGGAGCACGUUUUGGUCACUUUGAAGCCAAAGAUUUUUGUUGAAAGGAGGUUGUAAGGUUUUAUAUUGUUUUAGUUAAAAAGGAUAGUGGAGCUAGCUUAUUUUCACUUAUUCCAAGGAAUAUAUUGUUUCUUCGUUAAUGUUAAUGGGUAGUUUAGACUAAAGAAUAUGCAUUUCAGGUAACAAAAAGUGUAUACCUGUUCCUACAUUCAAAUUGAGUAAUUUUUAGGUAACAAAAAGUUUAUACAUAUUCCUAUGUUGAAAUUGAGUAAUUUUAGGUAAUAAUUUGUUUUUCUUAUAGGCAUCAAGUUGAUCUUCCUCAAAAAGAAAAGAGGCCACAAAAACGUCCUUUGAAUGCUGAUACCGAGGUUGUUCGCGAUGCUGAUAUUGAAAUGACAGAUGAGGAGUACGCUAAACGAUCCAGAAUGGUAAUGAACUAUAAUAUUGUAGUAUGUAAUUAAAUAUCUUUUUGUAGUUUACUCUCCCAGAAGACAUUAUUGAACGUCCGUUUGACAUUGAACAACUAAUGGCCGAGUAAGUUUUGGUUUCAGUUAUUGUUUUAGUUGAUUUAGCUCACUUAAUGCAAUCUAUUAUUUAAAAAGUAGUAAUUUUAUCAUUUUUGAUUUAAAAUGACGUAUUUAAAAAAUCUUUACUGUAUUAUCAAGUAUUACAGACAGGGAAUGGACGUACUGGACGUGAACAAUGAGGAGAUGAACAGAGUUUUGAAUGAUGAGUUGAUGCCAGAAGUUCAGAAUCAGAAUGAAUAUAGUUUGUUGCAAGAUCAAAUGAUUCCCGAGGUUCAAAAUCAAAAUUAUGAAGAUCUGAUGAGGAUGGAUGAAGAAUUCAGAGACUUUGACCUUAGGUAUUGUUUUGACAUUUAUAUUGUAUUAGAUAAAUUAAUUUAGACUUAUAAUUACUUACAAAUUGUUAGUGAAAUAUUUUAUGUAUAUAUUUUCAGACCACCGUCACCUAUUGAGUACGAAACAAGAUCUAUCGAUGGAAAUAUUGGCAUGGAGACUGCAAAUCAGGUAAAAUGUCAACUUUAAUAAAACAAUUUAUUGUCUAUUCAAAAAAGAUGGAUAUAUGAUUAUCUAUUUUAGCUCUCCUUGUUCGAGUUGGAUGCAGGACUAUUACAUCAGCAGGAUUCUCGUGAUGCAACACUUAGUGACGUCUUCUCUCUCUCUGGGUUGGAUCCAAUCAUUUUGCCAAGAAUUGAACCUACUCCACGAAGACGAGCUAUCCGAGCUCCAUCUGCAGCACCAUCAACUAGUCGUCGACCCAGAAGACGCAACAGAAGAUUGGUUAUUGAUGAGGAAACCGAAAUUCCGGAUGUAAGUUGUGAUGGUUAUGUUGGGAGCUGCAAAUUUUAUAUUAUGAUAGAUUUCUGAAGCCAAAAAAAAUUUUUGAGUGCUUAUAUUAGAUUUUUCUUGAUCUUGUAGUAGAAUUUCAUAAAAUUAUAAAAGUAAUAUUAUAGGAAGAUCUGGCUCAAGGUAUCACUGAUUACAGCGACAUUAUUGAAGAGCUUGCUCGGGCGCCAGAGCCCAAGAAGCCUGUUUCAGAGCUUUUGGAUAUGUUCACAAUGAUUCCGAAACGUAUGUUUAGUAGAACACUUUAAUGUUAGCAGAAUUCUGGUAUUAACAUGUUUACUAAAGUUAAAAUGUGUUUUUUCAGACAUGGAAGAAAGAUACGAACCAUUUGUAGACUACGUCAAGGAAGGCAAUAUUGCUGGCAUCUUGGACGUCUCAAUGUCAGACACUUCGUCCAUGUCUUCUGAAUAUCGCAGAGCUUCUGAACUUCGCUCGCGAGUCAGUGGAAUCCCAACGAUGGAAGAUCCGAUCCCGAAGCCUGACUUGAGCAUUCAGUUGGACCCUCUGAAUGACAGAACCUUGAUGCCACCUCCAGAUAGUUUCUUGGAGAACAUCCCACAACCUUAUCAGCUACCAGAAGAACCAAUGCUUAACUAUCCUCCAGAAGGACCUUUGAAUAGCACUGAGGUACCAUUCCAGGACUUGUCUAUUCUUCAGCACGACGACAGUGUUCAACAACGUCGCCGAUCAUCGAGAGCUUCUUCUAUGAUUCCAGGAAGGCCGAGUAACAUUCCCGAGCCUGAUUUGAUUCCAGAAGAGGAAGAACAACAAGUUGGACUAAAGGAGUAUUUGGAGGAUCAGCGACGUCAGCUGUCGCUGGAGAAUGAUGUUGUUGCUCAAGGGAACCUUUUAGAGUAGGUUUUUGGAUUUGAAGUUUAAAUUAUUUGUUCUAAAUUCAGGCUACUUCUAUUCCUUAUGUUUACGUUAUUUUUAUCGUAUUUUACAGAAGAGUUCUCGAAAAGAUUGAGGAAGAUGUUAUUGCACAUUUGGAUGAUGUUUACAGCGACCCAGAUUCUCCCAAAGCAAAGGCCAAGGACUUUUACAAUUUGCUGUGUAAGUCUAGUUUUUUUUAUACAAAUAAUUUUAAAAAAUCAAGAGUGAACCUAUUUUUAAUGUUUUUCAAAAUUUGAUAGUACUAAAGACAUUUUUUUGAUCAUUAUAUAGCAUUUUGUUGUAUAGCUUUGAUAAUAAAUUACAAUUUUUGUUGUUUUAGGCUUGCUAAAGGAGGGAAAACUGAAAGAAAGACAAGACGAGCCGUAUGGUCGAAUUCGACUGUUUAUCUAA